Neltuma alba is the source of this 3272-nucleotide messenger RNA. RefSeq names its product SART-1 family protein DOT2-like. Gene Ontology annotation, cellular component: U4/U6 x U5 tri-snRNP complex. Bases 210 to 2957 code for a protein of 915 amino acids. NCBI's taxonomy places the organism in Eukaryota, Viridiplantae, Streptophyta, Magnoliopsida, Fabales, Fabaceae. The transcript is spliced from 13 exons. Gene Ontology annotation, biological process: mRNA cis splicing, via spliceosome; maturation of 5S rRNA. The record is from RefSeq and is a predicted model, not a curated record.
AGGUUUAUUUUUUGUCUUAUGGAAUUUAAUUUUUCUUCGUUGGCACAAAAAAGAAAAUUUCUUUCUUGACGAACAAGCAUUCUGCACUUGGUCAAGCUCGCUGUCGGACGCCGUCCACUGUUGUCAGCCCUGCGUGGCUGUUCCUCUCUCAAGCAUUGAAGAAGGUUCGAACCCUAGGGCCUUGUCUUCUCCCAGAAUUCGUUGUUUCAAUGGACAUGGAAUGGUCUGAAUCGAGAUAUGAACCACAGGAUGGUAGAAAUGAUCAGGAGGAUCCAUUCAGGGAGCAAUAUGAUGAUUUGGAACAAGUGGGGACAGACAAGUCUAGCAGGCAUAGAAGCAAGGAUAGGAAGAAUAGCAGUCGAGAAGAAGAAAAGGAGCACAGAAGUAAAGACCAGGGAAAGCAAAAGAGAACUUUGAAGGAUGUUUCAAAAGAAAGAGAAAACGAUGCAAGAGAUCCAGAAAAUGAUAGAAUAGGCGGCCUGAAAAGGAAAAGAGAGGAUAGGGAUGAACGUGAAAAAGAUAGGAGUAAAGAUGGUAAAUUGAAGGAAAAGGACUAUGAUAGAGAGAAGUAUAGGGAUAAAGACCGUGAGAGUGGUAAAGAUAAGAAGGAAUUGGGUAAGGGUAAGGAACUUGAGAAGGAAAAGGAGAUGGAGAAGGAAACUGAUAGAGGGCGGGAGAAGGAAAGGGGAAAAGAGAAAGCUAGGGAUAGGGAUAGAGAAAAGGAAAAGGAAAGGGACAAGGCAAAGCAAAGGGAGCGAGAGAGGCAUAGAGGUCAAGAAAAGGAUGGGGAAGGUUACAGAGAUGGAGACAAAGAUAAGGGGAAGGGUAAGAUUAGAGACAGGGAAGGGGAAGCAGAUCAAGAUAAAGAAAGGUCAAGAGAUAGGGGAACCAGAAAGACUCUUGAAGAUGAUGAUUACAAAGUAGUCAUCCAUGACAAGAGAGAUGAGGAGGUUGGCAAGCAAGGGAAGGCAUCAAAUCUUGACAAGGGUGAUCACAAUGGUGAAGCCUCGGCACAUCCAUCAGCAACAGAACUUGAAAAACACAUUUUGAAGAUGAAAGAAGCAAGGUUAAGCAAACAAUCUGAAGGUGCUUCUGAGAUCCUAUCAUGGGUCAGUGGAAGCCGUAAGCUUGAAGAGAAAAAGAAUGCUGAAAAGGAGAAAGCAUUGCAGCUCUUAAAGAUUUUUGAGGAACAGGACAACAUUGCUCUAGAAGAAAGUGAAGAUGAGGGUGCUACCCAACACACUACUGAUAAUUUAGCUGGGGUUAAAGCUCUUCAUGCUCUUGACAAAGUAAUGCAGGGUGGUACUGUAGUUCUAACUAUCAAAGAUCACCACAUACUUGCUGAUGGUGACAUUAAUCAAGAUAUUGAUAUACUUGAGAAUGUGGAUAUUGGAGAACAAAAACGGCGGGAUGAGGCUUACAAGGCUGCGAAAAAGAAAACUAGCAUCUAUGAUAAUAAGUUUAAUGAUGUCCCCACUGCAGAGAAGAAAAUACUUCCACGAUAUGAUGAUCCAGCUGCUGAAGAGGGUUUAACAUUGGAUGAAAGGGGAGGAUUUUCUAGGGAAUCUGAGAAAAAGCUUGAAGAGCUCCAAAGAAGGUUAACAGGCGUCUCCACAGACUCCUUUGAAGAUCUAAAUUCAUCUGGAAAGGUAUCAUCGGAUUACCAUACUCAUGAAGAAACGCUUCAAUUUAAGAAGCCCAAGAAGAACAAAUCCCUGCGGAAGAAAGAGAAGCUAGACCUCAAGGCCCUUGAAGCUGAAGCUGUCUCUGCGGGAUUAGGUGUUGGUGAUCUUGGUUCUCGGAAUGAUGCCAAGAGGCAGGCCAUCAAGGAAGCGCAAGAGAGACUGGAGGCUGAAAAGAGAAACGAUGCUUGUCUGUCUGCAUAUGCUAAAGCAGAUGAAGCUUCCAAACUGUUGCGUCUAGAACAAACACUAAAUGUUAAAACUGAGGAAGACGAAACUCCAGUUUUUGCAGAUGAUGAUGAUCUUCAUAAAUCAUUAGAAAGAGCUAGAAGACUAGCUAUUAAAAAGAAAGAGGAAGAAGCAGCAUCUAGCCCCCAAGCUAUUGCAUUGCUUGCCUCCUCAAAUCCUGGUAAGGAGACAGUAGAUGAUCAAAAUCCUACUGCUGGCGAGAUAGAAAACAAGGUGGUCUUCACUGAGAUGGAAGAAUUCGUCUGGGGUCUUCAGAUUGACGAAGAGGCACGAAAACCAGAAAGUGAAGAUGUUUUCAAGCAUGAAGAUAAAGAAGCAAAUGCUCCCGAUGAAGCAAAGAAUGAUGAGACUGGCGGAUGGACUGAAGAUGAAGAAACUAGUGAAGAUGAAAAACCUGAUUCAGAAGACAAGGAGGAAAUUGUUCCCGAUGAAACUAUCCAUGAUGUUGCAGUGGGUAAAGGAUUGUCGGGUGCAUUAAAGCUUCUUAAAGAUCGAGGAACACUUAAAGAAACUGUUGAAUGGGGUGGCAGAAACAUGGACAAAAAGAAAAGCAAACUGGUUGGGAUCGUAGAUGAUGAAGAAUCAAAGGAUGCACAUAAUGAAAAAGAGAUCCGCAUUGAGAGGACAGAUGAGUUUGGGAGAAUUUUGACUCCUAAAGAAGCUUUUCGGUUGGUUUCUCAUAAAUUCCAUUGUAAAGGACCUGGCAAAAAGAAGCAAGAAAAGCGUAUGAAACAGUAUUAUGAAGAAUUGAAGAUGAAGGAGAUGAAGAGUUCAGAUACCCCGUUGUUGUCCGUGGAGAGAAUGAGGGAAUCUCAAGCUCGUCUGAAGACACCCUAUCUUGUUCUCAGCGGUCAUGUUAAACCAGGGCAAACUAGUGACCCAGAAAGCAGGUUUGCUACUGUUGAGAAGGAUCAUCCAGGGGGCUUGACACCAAUGCUUGGUGAUCGAAAGGUGGAACACUUUCUGGGAAUCAAAAGGAAAGCUGAGCCAUCAAAUUCAAAUGCACCCAAGAAACCAAAAUCUUGAGUCUUUCAUUCUCUGUCUAAGGAUCUAUAACCUAAUAUCCAUGGAAGCAGUGGGAGAGCCACAUGGUAUGAGAUGCUGAAAAUCCUCUGAGAAACUAUUUGAGGGCAUUUGUUUUUUACAACUCUCGCUUUGAAUAUGCAAUAGAAAGUAUCAAAGUGGUUUGGUCUUGCAAUAGGAAGUUGAGAUUCUGAGUUUUGGCCACUAGAUGCUAGAAGCAGAUGUAUAAUAAUAGGCAAAGUUUAAUAUAUGAUUUAAUUGUAUUUAAUCUUCCUUAUACUGUAUAUUAGUUGCAUUUUUCACCGUUUUGACUUGAUA